AUGGAUACAGACCUCAAUCGCCGUCUUCUUCUCUCCUCUAGACUCCUCCACGCCGCAGCCGCGGAUUCGCGCACCUUCGAGUUAGAGACUCAGCGGGCGCUUGCUGGGUAUGACUCCUCUGCUACCACCCAUCUCGUUUCGGCUGCGGGUCCGUUCUACAAUUCGAGGAUCUGGCAGAUUCCGAAGCAGUAUGGAAUUGGCGCGACGGGUGUUGGGGGUGAGCACGCGGUCAAAGCCAUUAUCGCGAAGGAUUCAGCGGAUCGGAUCUUCGUUAUCUUUCGUGGGCAGCUGUCGUUUGCGGAUUUCGCGCCCGACGGAAUCCUCACCAAGAUUAACCCCGACACAGCGCCUUUGCCGCCAUUCCCGUCGACUGCGUUGCCGUAUGCGAGGAUCGUUGCGAAAGCGCAGAAGGAAGAUGUUAGUCAAGGAACGAAUAAGUAUACGAGUGGGGGUACGUAUGUACAUUUAGGUUUCUGGGCGUUGUGGUAUGCGGCGGAGGGGUUGGAGACGAGGAUCAUGAGGGAGUUGAGUAUUAUGCUCGCUUCGAUGAAAACGGAUGCGAAGCCUGAGAUUUGGAUCUUGGGAUAUGGGAUUGGUGGUGCGAUUGCGAGUUUCGCAACACAGUCCAUUCUAACACUCCUCUCCCCACCCCACGUCUUCUCCACCCUCUUCCCCAACACCCAAACCCAAAUCCAUCACCACACCUUUUCAUCCCCACCCAUCGGAAACUACGCCUUCCGCACUCACUACGACAAACAAGUCACCUCCAACAUCGACUCAAUUUCCCUCCGCUUCGACAACGACCCCCUCCCCACCAUCUUCGACUAUCUCGUCGCGGACGCCGAAGCCGCGGGCCGACACGGCGACGGCAGCGGACAACGCGUCCCACCCGCCGAAGCAAACGCAUACGGACUCAAAAUUGGAGCAGGGUGGCACGUCCUUAACACCCUCCGCACCUGUUCCCUCUUCAACGCGUUCGGGACGUCCUCGACGCGUGGAGCACUCAUUCUUGCCGGAUUGCCGAAGUGGGAGAAAGUUGGGAGGGGGGUGCCGUUGCAGAGGUAUUUUGUGGAUUGGGAGAGGGUUGGGAGGGAGUUUGUUUGGAGUGAUGGGAAGGGGAGAGAUGGGGUGUGGAAAGGGGAUGAGGGGAGUAUGGAGAGGUACGUGGAUUAUGCUAGGGCGAGGGUCGGGAGGUUCAUUGGGGGUGGGUUAGUCAGGAAUGGUGGAGAGCAAUAUUCUGAUGCGAACGAGUAG
This is a messenger RNA of Saitoella complicata NRRL Y-17804, 1254 nucleotides long. RefSeq lists its product as uncharacterized. Gene Ontology annotation, biological process: lipid metabolic process. The transcript has 2 exons. Lineage: Eukaryota; Fungi; Ascomycota; Saitoellomycetes; Saitoellales; Saitoellaceae. Bases 1 to 1254 code for a protein of 417 amino acids. The record is from RefSeq and is a predicted model, not a curated record.